This is a messenger RNA of Helianthus annuus (common sunflower), 390 nucleotides long. Its product is annotated as zinc finger protein 2. The transcript has a single exon. Gene Ontology annotation, biological process: negative regulation of abscisic acid-activated signaling pathway. The record is from RefSeq and is a predicted model, not a curated record. Lineage: Eukaryota; Viridiplantae; Streptophyta; Magnoliopsida; Asterales; Asteraceae. The coding region runs from base 1 to 390 and encodes 129 amino acids.
AUGAGCUUCAUUGAUCUAAACCUACCAGAUAACACCGUAGACCUCUUGCAUGAUUCUUCUCUUACUUCUUCGUCAAGCAACCCCGAGAAACGAGUUUUCUCAUGCAACUAUUGCAGGAGAAAGUUUCAUAGUUCUCAAGCCCUUGGAGGCCACCAGAAUGCUCACAAGCUCGAGCGGAACUUGGCUAAGAAAAGCAGAUACCUUAGCUCAGAAGUUAAUAAACUUUGGAACCAGAUAUAUUCCGGUGGUUCAAGCCAUGUUGGUUGGGUGCAGCCGCCAUUCAUGAAUCAGGGAUCACAUGUUGAGAUGAGAGAGGUGGAUAGUUAUUAUUAUAAUGGUGAGACUGGCCAAGAAGAUUUUCAUCAGCUUGAUUUGUCUCUCAGGCUUUGA